UCUUCCCCACAUUGCCUCCCACAUUAUUUUUAAUUACUGAGAGAGGUAUUGUAAGGCUUUAGCCACAUAUAAAAUGGCUCCAAAGGCUGUCAAAAUUCUCUUUACUCAUUAUACGCUGCCUUUUAGCGCUCUCUAUAGGUAAAACGGCGUCUUUAUAGAUUGAACGCGGCAAUGCGUGAGUGGGUCGUGCAGCGCAUGCUUUAAUUAACGUUAUUAAUUCAAAAAAAUUAUUUACCGCCGUUAACGCAAUAAAUUUGAUAGCCCUACUUUAAGCCAAAACUACUCUGGAUGAGUGCAAGACAUUUUGUCUGUAACGUGAAAUACAAUUAGAAAACGAUUUAAAUAAAAAAUAUAUAUAUAUUAAAAAAAGGCAUGUCCGAUAUUUUUUUUCCGAUUCCGAUACUUUGAAAAUGACGUGAUCGGACCCGAUCGAUCGGGAUGUAAUUGUUAUAAUCAUUUGUUUCAGAUGUACUGUAAUUAUUUCCUGUAUAAAAAUUAAUUUGGUGUUUAAAAUUUUUUUUUAUCAAACCUGAGUCUUGAAAAAGAUUGGGUCGUCUUAUAAUCAGGGCCGUCUUAUAUUCGGGCCAAUAUGGUAAUAUCUUUCUGGUACUGAUCGAUAUUUAACACACAGCUGUCUCUACUUCCCAUCUGCCUCUCGAACGCUGACAAAGCCAUGAUGUUUUCCCAGGUGUGUGACAAAUUCCUCUCGGGAUGUUGCGGCUUCGAGAGCCUGUAUGACAGCGCUUUCGCACUGGGGAGCCAAAACACACAAGCAGGCUAGCACAAACACGCACACAAAAUCUGCACGGGUGAACAAGAGCUCUGAAAACAUUCCUCCAACACUCCCAAGAGAAUUGAAUAUUUGGCUACCUCUGUGAAGCACAAUUGCUUAAACAGACAGAUUUUGAUCUUCAUCACAGCUCCUCAACCCUGACUAACUUGAAAGAUGACCUGAGGGUUGCUAGGGCAACCAUGUGAGGUGAAGACAUUUGCGAUCGACAUCUCAUGAGGAUGACUGAGAGAGAUGUUGGAGUGUCACUCAGCGUCUUAGUGUGCUCGCAGGGCAAACUGAAACAUACUGUAACCUCCAUCUUUUGACAUAGCUCUCGUUGGUUUCUCUCCCCCUUUCGUCGUGUGCUCCCUCCCUCGCCUCUCCGGUCCUCGUCACCCCCUCUCUUGCAAUGCGCCCCCCUCACCAUCCUCUCUCCUCUCUGUCUGGGGUUGUGUGUGUUUGGCAACAGCUCUGGGUUUUCAUGCAGUAUAAGGCAGCUGGCAAACUACAGUAUGAUGCUGGGGAAAGACUACAUGCUGGCUAUUGUCAUUGUCAAUUACGAGGAUAUCUGGAAUGAGCAGUCAUUCCAAACAGACCCAGACCUGCCGCCUGGAUGGAAGAAGAUCACAGACAUGGCGGGUAUCUACUACUGGCAUAUUCCCACGGGUGCUACCCAGUGGGAGAGACCCGCCACCCACCCUGCACCCCCUGGACAGACAGAGAUCCAGGCGCCGGUUGACCACACGAGCUCGACACCGCGUAAACAGUCGCUGAGCUCGCUCAGCCCUUCCCCCACCACAGACCAAGAGUCAUGUCAGGCCGAGGUUUUCUUCAGGAGCUCCACUCGCUCUGGCAGCACCACAUCAGACAGCUCAGUGGAGCCUCUCAACGAACACAUCAUGCCUACGUGUGGAUUUGUCAACAGCUGUUAUUUUCCUCGAUCCACAUCGCUACAAGGAAUAUCAGAUCAAGAGUGUACCCCCCAGCAUCAAGAAGAUAAAGACAAGAAACACAUGUGGGGUGAUUUUGGCGGAAAGAUUGAUAGUGAGGUGUGGAAGGACUUGCAGGCGGCCACGGUAAACCCUGACCCCAGCUUAAAGGAGUUUGAGGGUGCCACGCUCCGCUACGCAUCACUUAAAUUAAGGAACCGUCCAGCAGUUGAAGAAGACGACUCUACCACCGGCAACAGUGAUCCACAAUCAAAGUGUUUUGCAGUCCGCUCUCUGGGAUGGGUUGAGAUGGCUGAGGAGGACCUGGCACCGGGAAAGAGCAGCGUGGCUGUUAACAACUGCAUCCGGCAGCUCUCUUACUGCAAGAAUGACAUCAGAGACACAGUCGGCAUUUGGGGCGAGGGGAAAGACAUGUACCUGUUGCUGGAGAAUAAUAUGUUAAAUCUAGUUGACCCGAUGGACCGCAGUGUUCUUCACUCUCAACCUAUCGCCAGUAUCCGUGUCUGGGGCGUUGGCCGCGACAAUGGCAGGGAUUUUGCAUAUGUGGCACGGGAUAAAAACACAAGGAUCCUAAAAUGUCAUGUGUUCCGCUGUGACACGCCCGCCAAAGCCAUCGCCACCAGCCUCCAUGAGAUCUGCUCCCGGAUUAUGACAGAGCGAAAGAAUGCCAAAGCGAUGGCAGGAGGCUCUCUCCAGGACAGGAUUCAGGCGGGCCUAGAUCUUCCGUUACAAGAAUUUCCUACACCAAAGAGUGAGCUGGUUCAGAAGUUUCAGGUCCUCUACCUUGGAAUGAUGCCGGUUGCCAGACCUAUAGGCAUGGACAUUCUAAAUGGAGCCAUAGGAAGUUUAGUCACUUCUUCUAACAAAGAGGACUGGACUCCAGUGGCUCUCAACGUGGCUGAUGCCACAGUCACAAUCAGCAAAGACAAGGAUGAAGAAGAAGUGCUGGUGGAGUGCCGCGUACGUUUCCUGUCUUUUAUGGGUGUAGGACAUGACGUCCGUACUUUCGCCUUCAUCAUGGACGCUGGCGGCCAUCGCUAUGACUGUCAUGUGUUCUGGUGCGAGCCCAACGCCGGCAGUGUGUCUGAGGCUGUUCAAGCUGCUUGUAUGCUACGGUACCAGAAGUGUUUGGUGGCGCGGCCACUCUCCCAGAAGGCCUGCGGCUCGUCGCCGCCGGGCGACUCCGUGUCCCGUCGGGUGUCGACCAGCGUCAAACGAGGCGUCCUCUCCCUCAUCGACACCCUCAAACAGAAGCGGCCCGUCACAGAGUUGCCACAGUGACCGGGAAAGCACCAAGCACUACCGACUUCCCCGGUUGCGCUCGGUCGCUAUGGUAACUACCCACAUCGCUGCAAGAAGUACCGUAGACUCCUGUAACCAUGGAAACACAGCUAAGACCCUCCAGUUUGGUCAUUUUUUUCUGCCAAAAGCAAAGCGCAACAAUCAAGCUCACGAACCUCGGUGUGAGUGUUUUCAACAUGAGAUGGCUAAUUAUGAACAGUGUACAUACAAGAGUCUCACACAGACAGCUCGCCAUUUAUUAGUCGACGUUAUUGCACGUGCUGCAGCAUGAACUCGCGCACUUGGCCGAAUGUAGACGUCAGUUACACAGUCGCCGACCUUCAGCACCGAAUCGUACAUCGCCGCCCAAUUAGAUGUGGACAGGGAAAGGGAUCAGUUAAGAUACUUGAUUUACAGUCAAAUUCCAAACUAACCGGUGAACUCAUUGGCUGCCAGUGACAGUGAUAGAGCUCCAAUCCAUUUGAAUUGGAAGGGCUGGUAGUGGUCUAUCAUACACAGUCACUCACUUCACAUUUAAACAGCACUACAAAAAAAACCAGCCAACUCAUGAUGUAAAAAUGUCAGAUUCAUUAAUUGCAGACUGUACAUCAUUUCCUAAAUAUAUUAAUGCUUGUGUUAGUUUUCAUCAGUUUUAUUGUUGAUAGGCAUGCACAAUACAGUGGGACCUCGACAUACGAUCGCUUCGACACACUAUCUUUUCGACAUCCGACGUAAAAUUUGACUCGCCAUUUGUUGCUACAUCCGAAGACAUACUCGAAACACGACGAUUAAUGACGGCGCCGCAGACGAACUCAUGGCGGAUUUACUUGUGAGAGAAAUCAACAUGGGUUCCAAGAAUGUUAGUGCAGGUAGUAAAAAAGGGAUAAAGUUGAGGCUUACCAUUGAAAUGAAGAUGGAAAUGAUAGAAAAAUAUGAGCGUGGUGCGCGGCCCGUGAACUGGCGUCCACGGCCGUAGAAUGUCUACGAUCUCAGCGAUCCUCCUCCGACCUCCAUUCGCCAGUCUUUAUAAGUUAAACUGACAAUUAUUAUUGUGGUAACAUCGCCAAAAAAACGCCAGCUUUUUCAGGUUUUUUUUAUCAUUUAUUUCAGAACUUGUGCAACACAACAUGCCUACUGUCCGCAGCAGCUGAACAAAGUGAAAGUAAAAAGUCCCUCUCUCACUCUGUCGAGUCAGCCACGCAGUGCAUUCAGGUAUACCAAGCAAAACACAUCCGCCACAUUAGAACCCGACCCGUUGCAUUAUUAAAGUUAUCAUUAUUAGUAUUAUUACUAUGAUUAUAUUAUUAUACUGAUUUGUAUUCAUAAUUUGUUUUGCUCUGUGUAAUUGCUAUUUGCAAUAGUACCAGCAGCAUUUAUUAAGGAUGUAGUGUAGAUAUUCGGGCUGUGGAAUGAAUUAAAGGAAUAAUAAUGUAUUCUAAUGGGAAAACCCUGCUCGACAUACGACCAUUCCUACUUCGUACACUUUCCUGGAACGAAUUAACUUCAUAUGUACAGGUACCACUGUAUAUCAUUUGAAAUAGCCAUUGCGAUGUGCACAUGCGCAACAGUCCUAUCGCAGGAUGUGGGAUUAUUAUUAUUAUCUUUUGAACACUUAAACUUGGUUUGGUUCAUAAAAUCAGCAAGUGUGCAGAGACAUUGCUUCCAGUAUUCCUUUUAUAUACACGACAAUCUUGAUCAUUCACAGAUAAACCCCCUUAGCCUGGACUAAACUGUAUUAUAUGAAUAUAUUUUGCAGGUUGGCAAUUUUUUGCAAUUUUUAAAUUCUUGAAUAAAUGAAAAAUAAAUACAAUUCAAUUAAAUUGAAGCACCUUAAAUCUAUAAUGCAACAAUAGAAAAAAAAAAUACAGAAACAUUUUUAUAAUGACGAAUAUGAUCAAUUGUUUCAAGAAUGUAAAAUAAAGAAACAUAACAAUAUAAUAAAAUACUAAAUGCAAUACACACAUACAAAAACAUGGUGAGUCAACUAAAGUCUUUCCAAACAUAACAAUUCAAGUCAUGUGGUGAAAAUUCAACUAGUUUUAAUAUUGCAAUAUACAGGGGUUGGACAAAAUAAUGGAAGCACCCUAAAAAAAUCAGCAAAAAAAAAUAAAAUAAAUAAUAAUAUAGUAUAGGUCAGCCUUUUUCAGCAAAUUACAGCCUCAAUUCUCCAAGGUAUUGAUUCAUACAACUUGUGACUUGUUUCCAAAGGAAUUUUAAGCCAUUCUUCAGUCAGAAUACCCUCAAACUCUUUUCGAGACGAUGGUGGUGGAAAUCGACGUCUUAACUAAAUCUCUAAAACUGACCAUAAAUGCUCAAUAAUGUUGAGGUCUGGUGAUUGUGCUGGCCAUAUAAGAUACUGAACUUCAUAAGAAUGUUCCUCAUGCUAUUCUUUAACAGUUAUGUUCAAUGAUUAUAAUGCCAAAAUGUUAGGUGUUUCCAUUAUUUUGUCCUAUCCUUGUAAAUGGUGUUAUACUUAUAUAACUGUAUAUCGCAAUACAUCACAAACCCACCAAAAACACACAAUGUAAGUUUUUUCCAAUAUCACUCAGCCCUACUUGACUUAUUAUGAUGCCAUUAAGUCAUUGACUGCUGGGCUAGGUACUGUAUAUGUAAAGUUUUCAGACGAUACAUGUUACGGUAGUCGGUAAAGGAAGGAGAACAUUUAUAUUAAUAACACUCAUCAACGGCAACAGACAUUUCAAAAAACGUCUUUUGCUAUAAAACUGGUGGUGCAACGAUUAAUCGACAACUAUUUUAUAACCAAUUAUUCGUUUGGUGCCUUCCUCACUUUAAACUUGUCAAAAUUCUUGCAGUUAUAACAGACAUAUACAGUAACUUCUCAGUCGAAACUAUCAGAUUUCUUCAUUAUAUUUUUGUUAAGUUAAAGUUGGACAUGAAUUUUUACUGAGUUUUUACUUUGGAAAACAACUGCGCAUUUUUUUGCCAAAUUUCGGACACCCUACUUUCUAAACUAGCUUCACAAUAUGGCUGCAACAACUAAUCGAUUGAAUCGAUUAAUAAAUUAGUUGCCCACGAAUUUGAUAAGCAAUGCAGUUGUAGAUUACACUUAAGUCAGGAAGCUGUAAUGAAAUAUUUUUGAAAGAAAUCUUCAUUGUUACUUACAACAUGCCUAAAACAACUUCAAGGUAAAUUGUGAAGGUAAUUAAGAAAGUUACAUUUACGCGAUUAAUCGAUUCAUCGUUUAAUUAAACAUCCGAUUAAUCAAUUAUGAAAAUAAUUGUUAGUUGCAUCCCUAUAUAAAAGGCAACCAAAGUGUUAACCAUCCAGCUCUGAUAUCUCAAAUUCCAAUUCAUAAGUCAAAACAAUAGUUCAGUUCUGUGGGACAGUUUUAUCUUAAAGCACCACAGUACAUUUUUCUGGUUAUAUUUCUGACAUGUUAGCAUGUUGAUGAGUGGGUGGGAAGUGGGCAAGCCCAGCCCUGAUCUCCUUCAACCCCUUGACAAACAAAAUAAAAACUAAAUAGUAAUAAUAAAAAAUGAUUUCAAAAUCUUUCACCUGAUUUUUUUGUUUCAACUACAUGCUGUGUCACAUCAAAAAAGUUAAUUAAAAUACAUAAUUAAAGCAACACUAGGUAACUUUUCAGCCUUUAUAAAAUCUUUUCAUAACAUGCACAAUGGACAACUAGUGGAAUAACACCUCUUUUAUAUCUUGAGGGGGUUGGUAUCGCUUUCACCAGCGCUUAUUGACUUUGAGCAGAGUGUCAGGAACCCUGCCAAACAAAAAAACUACAAAUGUGCUGCCUGCUUUACGUCAUACGUCACUUCCCCAUUUCAUUAUAAAGACUGAAGUCGAUGCGAACACUUUCAAGCUAAUACCGCAGAGAUGGCAAAGCAACAAAAGAGACAAAAAGUUUUGUCUGGGGAGGAAAAAAAGAGGGCAGCAACCAUGGAUAAAGGGAUACUCAAGAAUACACAUUGGCCCGGCUGUCAUUCAAUGGCGUGACGCCCCCCCCCCCCCCAAGCGAGUUCUGGUGGGCUGAGAGGGUUAGCCACACUAAGCCACACGGUUGCUAACCGUCAUAUGCUAUUGUUUAGCCACAACUGGAUUCAUUACCUUAUUACUAUUCAUCGUUCACACAGCCGCUAGAAACAAAAAAUGCCGUUUAAUCCAUCUUCAGGCGACCUGAUGAUGAUUUCACGACACAAUGCGGGUGUGUGCUGGUCUUCAUGGGAAACGCAGUCUUCUUAAAGCAAAACACAACCGUUUUUGUCCACUGGCGUCGCCAAAAAGUUACCUAGUGUUGCCCUAAAUAAUAAUAAUAAAUAAAUAAUAAUAAAAUAAAUCCAGAAAGUUAUUAUGAAGAAUAAAAAAGCAUAGAAUUUUAUGUAUAAUGAAAAUUAGCGGCAACGGGCAUUUAUGGUUAAAAACAGAAAAAGAAAAAAAAAAAAAAUGGAGGCUGCUUUGAUCUGGAAUGUGACUCUUUUGCGACAAUAGGCAUAAAACGCAUAAACUCAUUCACUGCCAGCCCAGGUAUAUGUGUACUAUUCACAAGAGUGUUGUGGUAGUUCGUAAAUUUUAUAUUAAAAACAAUUAGAUGUCCAAUACAUUUUGACUGGGACAAAUCUUCCACAUCCAAUAUGGCGGACACGAUGACGUGCAAUAGCAAUGGGCCAGCCUGCUGAAGGAGGUGUCUCUGUAUAUACAGUAGGUCUACCGUCUCCCCUCGCUCUCAAACUUAACACAUAAAAGACUAAAAAAUGACAAUGGGAAAGGAAGUACGACAAUGAUAACGUCAUGAAGGAGGACCUGGGUGAAUAAAAUCUUGACUUGCUCUCAUGUUCCUGCAUGCGACCUUCCUAAAUAAUACUCUAGAGGCAAUAUCAGUACUGCUGCUUUUACAUACUGAAGGAGCGAGAAAAGACAGAUGCUUGGCCUGGACGGUCAGAAAAAAACGAGUGGUGACCCUUCACCUGAAGCAUCCCCUGUACUCGCCAUUUUUGUCACCGCUCGGAUGAUGACAGAUGAUAGCCAUAAUGGAGGAGGACAUAUUAGACUGGGUGGGGUGACGUUUGGCUCCCCCAAGCAAGAAGGGAGACUGCUGCUUUCACACCCCGCAAAUGUGGGCAUGCUGUUGCUGCUCUGUGAUCCGCGUGCUGGAGGAAGUGCUACUCAGUGCAUUUAGACUUGUUGCUAUCAUUUUAUUUACGUUGUUGCUAUCAUUUUUGUCACAUUGUAAGAAGGAUAAAAAGCAAAUUGGGGGUUGUUGGCUAAGGCCAUUUUUCUCCGCAUGAACAGGGGUAUUUUCUGAAAUAUAUUUUUCUAUGCAUUUUGGCUUUAGGUCCACAUGCAAAUUCCAUUUUUAAGUCAAUUUUGUAGAUGUUUUGUAUUUGUCAUUCUGCUCACCAUAACCCGUCAGGUGGACAGAAAUGAGUUUUUCUUUGACUUCAUAUUUGCAUGUCACAUGUGUCAUAUUCAAAGCUGCCCCCCCACACACUUCGUUUAGCUGUUUACUUACAUAGUUUGCUAUCCAUAUUUCCUGUGACUUUAGGUUCCAGACUAACUGAUUUGUUCCCAUUGACAGUGAUAGACGUCUAAUAUAUCUUGACUGACAGCGCACUCCCAGUUAAAGGAGCCAUAUUUAAGAAAUGCACUUCAAUUAUUCAUUAAAUGGCCCUAAUAUUUCAACAGACUUUGAAUAAACAUGUCUUUGGUAAAUAUUUCUAACACAGUUCUAAAUGGCAAAGCUUUGAUUUUGCCAUUUUAAAAGUCGAUUGACAGCUUGUAAAAGUUUGUUUACUGCAGAUGUCCCGCCAUCCAUCAAUUAACCUAUUAGAAGACCAGUUUUGGGUCUGAAUCCAGGUUGCCCGUGCUCUGUAAUCUGUAAGCUACUUAAACUAACACGGCUACAACUUUUCUAGACAGUCUAAGUGAUUCAUGUCUUUUCACUUUUUUCCCCAAAGUAUAAUUUAAAAAAUCUUUUAUGUAUAUACAUUUCAAUAAAUGUUUUUAAGCACUUCAAAUCUAGUUAUGAUAAGUUAUAAAAUGUUACUGUCCCACCGAAUUAUUUUUAAACAAGAAUCAAGUAGAAAAAUGCUUGUCUUUAUUAAAUGCUUCAUUGAGUGAGUACACUCAAAUCCGCUCAAGCUGCUCACUUACACACUAUGAGUUGCCACAGCAACUGUUUAACAAGUUAAACGAUGAUUGACGUAUGCGAUGCUUUGAAGUUUCCGCUUCCAAGCGUUUCUGGCUAGAUCAAACCUUAACAUCUGUCAAGAAAAGCGUCAGGAGCGAGAGACAGAGACUACGUGAUCGGAUCGGACAGCUCUAUAAAAUACUGCAUUUGUUUAUUUAUUUUUUAAUUGAAAAAAAAUCCGCGAUGGACUAUAGUGAUCACUAUACUGUAUUUAUUUGUGCACUAACUUAACCCCGGUGUAAUUUGAAACCCGUAUGAUUGAAGGUGUAAUAGACAUAGGUUUAAGACUACACAUGCUUUAUGUUGGUUGACAUGAUUAUGGCUAACAUUAGUCUGUAGUUUGCUGGCAUCGUUUUUUUUCUUACUGAAAUGCAACAAUUGUAUGAUAACCAUUUGUGAUACAGAGCAAUUUCACCAAAAAGUAAAAUGCGACAUGCUUGUCUGGCAACCCGAAGAGGACAGGGAUUUUGAGCUCUUCAAUAUUUUAAUCCUGGUUGCAGGACCAUUAUUGACCAGCAAUCUUACAUAUGACUCCUUUAAAAAAUUGAAUUGACACCUAUCAAUGGCAACGUUAUGAGGUAUUUUUCACAGGCAUAAUGAAUCUGAGCACCUAUUGGAUGAUUGGUUCCAUGCAAGCAGAGGUGGGUAGUAAAGCGUUACAUGUACUCCUUUACAUUUACUUGAGUACCGGUAACUUUUUGAGAAAAAUGUACUUCUAAGAGUAGUUUUACUAAGCUGUACUUUUUACUUUUACUUGAGUAUACACAAGAUUCGUUACAUUUUUCCUCUUUACUCUCCAUAAUAGAUUUAUUUAAUUUGCCAGCAAUGCCAAGAGUAGCUCUACCAAUUUCACCAAUGAGGCAUCGCAACAAUAAUCACAUGACUCCAUUAUACCAAUCAGACGCAAGCUUGCCAUUCUGUUUUCACGCCACCCUGUUAAAUCAUGUGGUGUCUUUGAAGCGCCGUAAAAAAUGAAGUAUUUGACAUAGAGCGCUGACCUCAACAUGACUCGAAAGUGUGGAUUUUAACCUCUCUCCCAGUUUUUAUUUGGCACCGAUUGACCACGGAAAACCAGAGAUAAGAUCCUUUUAAUUUCAUACUAGUAAUUUUAAAACUACUCACUAUUUAAAUUAAGAACCAUUUUCUCCACCAGUGGGCACUAAUACUCUUUGGACGAAUAAUGCUUUAUUUAUGUAUUUUGUUUUUCCUUUUGUCGGAAUUUAUAACAACAGUUCAUCUAGGUAACUUUGUGCUCAGAAAAAAAUACCAUUGUUUGAAAAAAAAAUAAAAAAAUGUAAGUAGUUACUCACAAUGUAACUAAUUACUUGAAUAUUCUUUUCACCAAAUACAGGGUGUUCCAAAAUGGUUUACCCCAUUCUUAAUGCCCAUAUUUCGGAAACUACUUGAUGGAUCUUUAUGAAAUUAAAUACACUUUAUGUUGAAGGUUAUAAUUUUUAUUGGUUAAAUUUACAAAGAAAAGUACUAGGGUUGUUCCGAUCAUGUUUUUUUGCUCCCGAUCCGAUCCCGAUCGUUUUAGUUUGAGUAUCUGCCGACCCCGAUAUUUCCGAUCCGAUUGCUUUUUUUUUGCUCCUGAUUCAAUUCCAAUCAUUCCCGACAAUUUUUCCCGAUCAUAUACAUUUUGGCAAUGCAUUACGAAAAAAAUGAAUAAAACUCGGACAAACAUAUACAUUCAACAUACAGUACAUAAGUACUGUAUUUGUUUAUUAUGACAAUAAAUCCUCAAGAUGGCAUUUACAUUAUUAACAUUCUGUGAGAGGGAUCCACGGAUAGAAAGACUUGUGACUUUGUAUAUUGUGACUAAAUAUUGCCAUCUAGUGUAUUUGUUGAGCUUUCAGUAAAUGAUACUGUAGCCAUGCCCAAAUGCAUGAUGGAAAGUGGAACCAUGACUGUGCGUAGUGCUACCAAUUGAUAUAUCUUCUCUGCGUUGGGAAAUAACAUAAGGUGUUAAGAAAAAGAUCAAUUGCUACCUUGCUUCCCCACAUUGCUUCCCAUGAUAUUUCUAAUCGUAGGGAGAGGGAUUGUAAGGCUUUAGCCAAUUUAAAAAAGGCUCCAAAGGCUGCCAAAAUUCACUCUACUCAUUUUACGCUGCCUUUUAUCUCUCUAUAUAGGUAAAAUGGCGCCAUUACUGAUUGAGCGCGACAAUGCGUGGGUGGGUCGUGCAGCGCAUGCAUUAAUUGCGUUAAAUAUUUUAACGUGAUACAUUUUUUAAAAAAUUAAUUACCACCGUUAUCAGGAUAAAUUUGAUAACCCUACCUUAAGCCUAAACUAAAGACUCUGGAUGAGUGUAACAUAACGUUAAAUACAAUUAGAAAACGAUUUAAUUAAAAUAUAUAUAUAUAUAUUAAAAAAAGGCAUGGCCGAUAUUUUUUUGCCGAUUCCGAUACUUUGAAAAUGACGUGAUCGGACCCAAUCGAUCGGCGACAUCUCUAAAAGGUACAAAUAUUUGUUGUUUCUAUGACAGAUUUUCAUAAUUGUUCAAUAUGAGCGCCGCCUGUGACUCUGCACACGUCGAGUCGGUAUUCGAGCUCGUGCCAAAUUCGCUGUAGCAUGUCUUCGGUAACAGUUUCCAGUGUAGCUGUAAUUCUUGUUUUGUUGUUUAGUUGCUGCCUUCUUUACAAACUUUGUGAAGAAGGCACGCUGUACUGUCUUCGGUGACCGAGUCAGAGCAUACUCUUAACACAUAAAUGCCUUUUCUUUUGAAGUGAACGGUAUUUCUUAACCUGAAAAGAUAGAAAUGCCAAACAUUACACACAAAAACUUGAAACGUUUCUACACAAGCUGUAAAAAUUUGAGCUCAUUCCAACGGAAAAUUGCCAAAAUUAUUGGCCUAUGUAUUGGGGUCAAACAUUUUGGAACGCCCUGUACUUUUUUACUUGUAGUCGAGUACAUUUUUUGGACGACUACUUUUACUUUUAAUUGAGUAAUAUUAUUUUGAAGUAACGCUACUCUUUCUUGAGUUACAAAUUUUGGAUACUCUACCCACCUCUGCAUACAAGUAUGUUGGGUUAGCUAUUUUUUUGUGGUAUAAGGCAAGUGUGUGGAGCAACUUAAAAAAAAAAAAAAAAUCAACACUUGGUAUAUUUUGAGUAAGAGCAGCAAAUAAUUCCAGUGGUUAGAUUGUCACAGUUGAGGUUUGGGGUUUGAAUCUGGGCUUUGGGAUUACUAUGUGGGACUUGAAUGUUUUCUGCGUGAUUGUGGGUUUUCGGUGGCUACUCUGUUUCCCUCCCAAAUUUGGGGGGAAAAUUAUGAUAUAGACUCAUUGUAGACUCCAGAUUGUCUUCCAAGGAGAUUGACGUCCAAUGCUUUUGAACUGGGAGGACUAGUUGAUUUAAAUAGUAAAACAUGACUUAUCACUUCAUAUUUCUUGUCAAUGUGCCUUUUCUGGAAAUGUUGUCGAGUCUACUGUUUAGCUACAAUUUUCUCACAUUUACAGUAUGACUUAGAGUACCACCUGUUCAUGUAGCAUGCACUUCACAGCGAGGAAAUGUUUUGGGGUUUUUUAUUUUUUUUUUUGCUUCCAAAUUUGCCAAAGACUUUGUUCAAA
This is a messenger RNA of Corythoichthys intestinalis (scribbled pipefish), 12722 nucleotides long. RefSeq names its product amyloid beta (A4) precursor protein-binding, family B, member 2b (gene apbb2b). Gene Ontology annotation, biological process: regulation of DNA-templated transcription. Gene Ontology annotation, cellular component: cytoplasm; nucleus. The coding region runs from base 1285 to 3003 and encodes 572 amino acids. Lineage: Eukaryota; Metazoa; Chordata; Actinopteri; Syngnathiformes; Syngnathidae. The record is from RefSeq and is a predicted model, not a curated record. Gene Ontology annotation, molecular function: transcription factor binding; amyloid-beta binding. The transcript is spliced from 15 exons.